Molecule: messenger RNA, 3826 nt
Organism: Crotalus tigris (Tiger rattlesnake)
Lineage: Eukaryota; Metazoa; Chordata; Lepidosauria; Squamata; Viperidae
Gene: FBXL16
Product: F-box and leucine rich repeat protein 16
Exons: 7
Coding region: 942-2447 (501 amino acids)
Biological process (GO): SCF-dependent proteasomal ubiquitin-dependent protein catabolic process
Cellular component (GO): SCF ubiquitin ligase complex
Molecular function (GO): protein binding
Source: RefSeq, a predicted model, not a curated record
UUGGUAGUGAGGACCCAGAUUGUUGGGGGCAAUGUGCUAGCUCUGUAAACUGCUCAGAGAGGGCUGUAAAGCACUAUGAAGCGGUAUAUAAGUCUAAGGGCUAUUGCUAUUCUGUUAAUGUGACCUUACAGUAAAGAUAAUUGUGUUGGUUGUGCUUCUUGUCUGGACUACCUGGAAGGGCUAACAGAUGCUCAGUUUCUGAACAAUUCAACUAUUAUAUUAUAUCUCUGGCACAUGUUUUAAUCGCUAUGUUUGUUGUACUUAGCUGGUUGUUAGUCACCCAGAGUUACAUGGCAAGGAAGUGGGUAUAUAAAUUGAAUUAACACAUAUAAAAUACAUUUUUGGCUUGUUUCUUGUAACACUCCCAGCUCUGAAGUUAGCAAUCCGGACAGGGACAUGGCUGUAUUGGGAGAGAAUGCCCUUUCCUUUCCUUUUCCUUUCCUUUCCUUCCCUUUUCAUUUCUCCUUUCCUUUCCUUAAAAAUCCUUUGCUUCCUCUGAAAAAGAACCAGUUAAGAGGCAAAAAAAAGAGCCUUAAUUGUUUUAAAGAACAUGAAGAGCCAUGUGGAAAGUCAAAAAAGAUCAGAGAGGAUUAGGCCCUCAAACAGCCACAUUGUAUAUUUUUAGCAUGAUCCCAAUUACUCUGCAACGUGGAAGUCUCACAUCAGAGACUCAGAUUCGAGAGAAUAUGAGCUGAUUUGGGUCUAUUUCCUAUACUCAUGGAAUACAAAAAGGAAGCAGCAAAGCUAGUCCAGCCUCUGCAUUUUAAUAUUUCCUGACAUAGGUGCAGCUGGCAUGAUCUGGAGUUACUUUUAAGGCGGCGUUGGUGCAUAAAUGGCACUGAACAUUUUCCUGUGGUCUACAGACUAUUGCAGAAAUCAGCAACCUGCUAUCUUCCACUUAAUUUGAACUACAAGCACCAGUAUAUGAGUGAUCUUGGAAGAUGUCGAACCUUGGCAACAGUGACACCAAACCCCCCUGUCUGCCCCGGAAUGGACUUGUUAAACUCCCCACCCAGGCCAAUGGACUCGGCUCCGCGAGCAUCACCAAAGGGACCCCAGCGAUGAAAAACCGCUUGUGCCAGUCUUCCGUGCCUGCAAUCAUCAGCCCGGCCUUAAUGAAUCACAGUGAUCUGUCCAUGCCUGGUCUAACUUCACCGCUGUCUUUGGCGGCUCUGGCAGGAGGGCCUUCAGGAGCCACCGUGGUAGGACUUCCCUCCGAUGAGAUUUCUCCAGCCAAUGGGGACAUCCCAUCCCUGGAAGACCUCUCUGGCUCCCCCACCAAAAGACAUCUGGCUGUGGAUGAAAAGAUCCUGAACCGUUUGUUUAUGUACUUUUCAGCCUGUGAGAAAUGUGUCCUGGCCCAGGUGUGCAAAGCGUGGAGGAGGGUCUUGUAUCAACCCAAGUUUUGGGUGGGUCUCACGCCGGUGCUGGACACCAAAGAGCUCUACAAUGUCCUGCCCAAUGGAGAUAAGGAAUUUGUCAACCUUCAAGGUUUUGCAAUCCGGGGGUUUGAUGGUUUCUGCCUCGUGGGGGUUUCCGACUUGGACAUCUGUGAGUUCAUUGAUAAUUAUGCCCUCUCCAAGAAAGGAGUGAAAUCUAUGAGCCUUAAGAGAUCGACCAUCACAGAUGCAGGUCUUGAGGUAAUGCUGGAACAGAUGCAGGGGCUUAUGCACUUGGAGUUAUCUGGAUGCAAUGAUUUCACCGAGGCUGGUCUCUGGUCGAGCCUGAAUGCCCGCAUCUGCUCCCUGAGUGUCAGCGAUUGCAUCAACGUGGCCGAUGAUGCCAUUGCGGCCAUCUCGCAGUUGCUGCCCAACUUGACUGAGCUCAAUCUUCAAGCCUACCACGUGACGGAUACGGCCCUGGCUUACUUCACUGCCAAGCAAGGUUACACCACUCACACUCUCCGCCUGAACUCCUGCUGGGAAAUCACGAACCACGGCGUGGUGAACAUGGUGCACAGCCUCCCCAACCUGAGCGUGCUCAGCCUUUCCGGGUGCUCGAAGGUGACGGACGAUGGGGUGGAGUUGGUGGCAGAGAACCUCCGCAAGCUUCGGAGCUUGGACCUGUCAUGGUGCCCUCGGAUCACAGACAUGGCUCUUGAGUACAUCGCUUGUGACCUCCACAAGUUGGAAGAGCUGGUGCUUGAUAGGUGUGUACGGAUAACAGACACUGGGCUCAGUUACUUGUCCACCAUGUCCUCCCUUAGGAACUUAUAUCUCCGCUGGUGCUGCCAGGUUCAAGAUUUUGGUCUGAAACAUCUGUUGGGAAUGAGAAGCUUACGCCUCUUGUCACUUGCCGGCUGCCCUCUGUUGACAACCACGGGACUUUCAGGCCUAGCCCAGCUUCACGACCUGGAAGAACUGGAGCUGACAAAUUGCCCGGGCGCGACUCCAGAGCUCUUUAAAUACUUUUCCCAACACCUGCCUAGCUGCAUGGUGAUCGAGUAAGCCACUCGCUUGGAAGAUCUGGCCAAAUCCUGGAGCCGUGUUCUCCAAUCCUAACUCAGCACUGACCAACCCUCCAGAGUCAAGGUUUUCUUUAUUUCUUCAUCAUUGAUAUAUAACUGUAUAUGGAGAUAUAUAGAUAUAUAUGGAUGAUUGCUUUCCGGAAGAGGCUGUUGUGACUUGAAAUCACACGCUCACACAUUGUACACUCAAGGGGAAAAACAGUGCGAUGAACGCACACGAACAAUUGAGAAAAGAGUUGGUCAUUGGGUGGAUCGGCCGUGGCUCUAACCAAGUGGAAGAACUGACCCCCGAGUUUGUAAAUCCUGACAUCCCCAUCAUCUCUCAUCUUCCUCGUAGCGAGCUGUUUAAAAAUCUUACCUUUUGAGGGGGUUAAAAAAAACAAACCAAGAAUAAGGAAAACACACCCACGUGGAUCGAAACCCCAACAGCAAAACCAAAUGAAAGGGAUGUAGGAAAACCAGCGAGAGAACCCCAGUGGCCGAUCAGCCUUGUUGGCAAACAAGCCAACAUCACUUCAGUGCUGAAUGAAAACGAUUUGUGCCCGUCCGGGCAUUUCACGCUAUGGGCAGAGAGAGGUUCGCCUAUUAGCCUACCCAGUCUGGGUGGCAUGAGGAUCAAGGGAUCAGCCCUUGGGAAGGCCUUCAAGGUAUGGAUGUUGGUCGGUUGAACCUGCCCGCGAAAGGCAGGCAUUGUUUACAUGGGAGGUGGGAAGCUGGACAAGUCGAGAACCCGCCGGAGAUUCCUUGGACCAGAGGAAGCAUCAACAGUUGUGAAAUGGGUCGGCUUCUGAAUUCCAAGCAUGGGACGCUGUGGAAGUGUAAGGUCACUUGUAAAAGGAAAAGUUGGGGGGAGGGGAGAGAGGAAGAAGAAGACGGAAACUGACCGAUGCUGUGAGAGAAAGGGUCCCGGAAAUUCUUGAAGCUCUGGAUUUGGGGAAGCUCCUGAUUCUUGGACGUUCCAGAAAGUGGAGCAAAGCUAGAGAGGAAGGAGAUUGAUUGGAGAAACUCACCUAAGCUGACUCAAAGCUCACGCAACGCACGAUCCUUGGUGGAUCCCAUCUGCCUCCUUUUCUUUCGUUUCUUCUCUCUCUCUCUCUCUCUCUCUCUCUCUCUCUCUCUCUCUCUCUCUCUCUCUCUCUUUUCAUUUGGUUUCGACUCUCUUGAUUUUUGUGAAUGAGUAAGGAGGGGGUUCCUCCCCCUCUCUCGCCCUCUCUUUGGAGCAAAAACCACAGCCUUUGCAUGCUCGCUUGCUUUGCGUCUUGUGAUAAGGUAGAGUCUUGAUUCUGCUUUUGGGCUGUGGGUGGCAGUUUUUUGAUCCUGGCUUGGCUCGUCUGUUCUGGUGUUUAAAAAAAAAAAAAA